CAGUGACAUUUGCCGACACGGCUAGCAACCUUUCAGAAAAGCGCAUUCGGCGCUUAAUGUCAAAGUUUGUGACAAGUUGCUAAAAAUCUUGGAUUUUUUAGUAAAUUGAAGGUUCAUAGCUAGACAUCGAAAAUGUCCCGUUUUUUCGCUGGCGGAUCCGAUUCGGAUUCAGAAACAAGUAGUGAGGAGGAGCAAGUUCAAUUUCCACGACCGACUGCGACGUACUCGUUCAGCGAUGACGAGGAAGAAGUCAAGCGUGUGGUACGUUCUACAAAGGAGAAACGUUAUGAGGAUCUCUCCAAUUGCAUCAAGAACAUCCGAAACUACAAGAAGAUCAAGGAUAUGGCCAGCAUCUUGAGCAGUUUCGAAGAUUUAACCAGGGCAUACCAAAAGGCCUUGCCUGUCAUCUCGAAAGAAGAAAAUGGUAUUACUCCACGAUUCUACGUUCGAUGCUUGGCCGAACUCGAAGACUUCAUCACUGAAGUGUGGGAGGAUCGCGAAGGUCGUAAAAAUCUCUCUAAGAACAAUUCCAAAUCGUUGGGAACACUUCGCCAGAAGUUCCGUAAAUAUAUCAAAGACUUUGAAGAAGAUUUAACCAAAUUCCGCGAGUCUCCUGACCAAGAGAGUGAGGAAGAGGAAGAGCACGAAGCAUCUGCUUCGGAAAGUGAAGAGGAGGUAGCUGCUCAGAAGGCCGUGCAGUUCAGGAAGGAAGUUGAAAAGCCAUCGAAGCAGCCAAAGGAUGAGGAUUCAGGGGAUUCUACUGAUUGGGGUUCUGAUUCUGAAUCUGAGACUGAAUCAUCUGAUGAUGAUAAUCAGUACAUGAACAUUCGCGAGCGGUUCUUGAAGCGUACCACGGAAAAGGAGGAGAAGGAUGAAGACGUUGAGAAGAAGAAAAAGAAAGCCAAGGAAAUUAAGCCCCGUCGUAAGCGGGAAGAAGAGGACGAGGAAGGUGGUUGGGAAACCGUCACUAAAGGUCCUGCUACUUCUGCUGAGAAACCGAAGAUGUUUGCUAAGGAUGCAGAAAUCGACAUUGGACUCGUUCUGAACAAGCUUAGUGAGAUUAUGUCGGCGCGUGGAAAGAAACGUACUGAUCGUCGUCAACAAAUCGAGCUGUUGUACGAGUUGAUGGCGAUCGCUCAGCUACACAAUCUGGGAAAUGCCUGUGCCGUGAAGAUUCGUUUCAAUAUCAUUUCCGCUAUUUUUGACUACAACCCUAAAGUUUCGGAACCAAUGAAAUUGGAGUAUUGGGCCAAGCUGGUGGUGGCAAUGAAGGAAAUGCUGCAAAUUCUUUUGGCAACGAAAGACAUUACCUUGUCAGAAGGGGUAUUGGAAGAUCAGGAAGAGUAUGAGAAGGCGCCCUAUUAUGUUCGUGGAUGCGCUUUGACAGCUGUUGAACGGCUGGAUGAUGAGUUCACGAAAUUGUUGAAGGAAUGCGAUCCUCAUUCGAAUGAAUAUGUUGAAAGGUUGAAGGAUGAAGUUGUUGUAACCGAGGUUAUUGAGCAAGUCUUGCAAUACACUGAACGAAUUGGGUCCGACAACGAAAUUUGCAGAGUGUAUCUGAGGAAGAUUGACCAUUUGUAUUACAAGUUUGACCCGAAUGUAUUGAAGAAGAAGAAGGGUGAGCUUCCUGCCAACACAUCAACCUCUGUCGAAGUAAUGGAUAAACUCUGCAAAUUCAUCUACGCCAAGGACAACACUGAUCGUAUUCGUACCCGUGCUAUUCUCUGCCAUAUUUACCAUCAUGCUCUCCACGACAACUGGUUCCAGGCACGCGAUUUGACCCUCAUGUCUCAUCUUCAGGAGAAUAUCCACAACGCUGAUCCUUCCACUUUGAUUUUGUACAAUCGAAUGAUGGCCAACUUGGGAUUGUGUGCUUUCCGUCAGGGCAACGUCAAGGAUGCGCAUCGUUGCUUAGUGGAGCUGAUGGUGACGGCAAAACCAAAAGAAUUGCUGGCACAAGGUCUCUUGCCACAAAGACAACACGAACGAUCGGCCGAACAGGAGAAGGUUGAAAAACAACGUCAAAUGCCAUUCCAUAUGCAUAUUAAUUUGGAAUUGCUGGAAUGCGUGUAUUUGGUUUCGGCUAUGCUUUUGGAAAUUCCGUAUAUUGCUGAGCAUGAAUUUGAUGCUAGGAGGAGGAUGAUCAGUAAAACAUUCUACCAGCAACUGCGUUCGUCCGAGCGGCAAUCCCUUGUCGGACCGCCAGAGUCCAUGCGUGAACAUGUGGUCGCCGCCGCCAAGGCAAUGCGUUGCGGCAACUGGCAAGCCUGCGCGAACUUCAUUGUCAACAAGAAGAUGAACGCAAAAGUCUGGGAUCUAUUCUACGAGGCUGAUCGCGUGCGUGAAAUGCUAACACGUUUCAUCAAAGAGGAGAGUCUGCGAACCUAUCUCUUCACCUAUUCGAACGUCUACUCAUCGAUCAGCAUCCCGUCCCUGGCUCAAAUGUACGAUCUUCCUAAUCCCAAGGUUCAUUCGCUGAUCAGUAAAAUGAUCAUUAACGAGGAAUUGAUGGCCAGCUUGGAUGACCCAACGGAGACAGUUGUUAUGCAUCGUUCGGAACCAUCACGGUUACAGGCACUUUCCAUGCAAUUGGCUGAUAAGGUGACAAACUUGGUCGACGCUAACGAGAGGAUCUUCGAAAUGAAGCAAGGAAACUAUUUCCAGAGAGGAAAUAUGGGAAAUCGCGAUCGCGGCAACUACCGCAAUCAAAAUAUGAAUCAAGGUGGCAACUGGGGUGGACAACGUCGUGAUAAUCGUAAUCAAAGAAAUCGCCAACAGCGCGACAAUCGCAAUCAGAAUAUGAUCGAAGAGGAGUAGAACGGAAUCUGCUGAAGGAAAUUGUUUGCAUAGAACACUGAUUUGACGACGAGUUGUAUAAAUAAAAUUGUUUGAUUGAUAAGGAAGAGAGAAGGAACAAAGCCGGAAACCAUCAUUCAAGUGCUAAACAAUGUUUACCGAAUUCUUAGUGGUAACAGUAAUCCUGGAAACAUCUAAUGACUGUGUGAAGUAUAAGCUAGUUUUACGAUUUCUAAUGAAAUACUUCAAAAUAGAACAACAAAACAUUUUUUAUAAAAAUAUAAAUCCGGUAACGAACGAA
Molecule: messenger RNA, 3097 nt
Organism: Hermetia illucens (black soldier fly)
Lineage: Eukaryota; Metazoa; Arthropoda; Insecta; Diptera; Stratiomyidae
Gene: eIF3c
Product: eukaryotic translation initiation factor 3 subunit C
Exons: 7
Coding region: 133-2817 (894 amino acids)
Biological process (GO): translational initiation
Cellular component (GO): eukaryotic translation initiation factor 3 complex
Molecular function (GO): translation initiation factor binding; translation initiation factor activity; RNA binding
Source: RefSeq, a predicted model, not a curated record